UAUUUGACUGACUCGAUUAGUGACUUACAGUCAUGAUACUUAUUUCAAACAAAGAGUACAUAGAUACGUUACUCAUACUAUAAAUAAGAAGAUUACUCAAUUUUCUGAAAAUAACUGUAAUGAGCCAAUGUACAAGAAUUUAUAUCUUCGUUGCUAUUAUAAUGCGUCACGGACGAACAGAAGAUAUAUUGGGUACGGUGGAAGAACAUCCAGCUUGGCAAAUAAUAGACAAAUUCGAGUGUGGCUUUAGUGCAUCUGACCGCAUAAUCGGGGGUAUGAAUGCAGCUCUAGGACAGUUUCCAUGGAUAAUACGGUUGGGCUAUUACACAAAUGGAGAGAAGGAACCUGGCUGGUUAUGUGGUGGUGCCCUCAUAACCGACCGCUACGUCCUCACUGCGGCCCACUGCGUACAGAGCAUUGCAGAUGAAACUAAAUUGUCAUCUAUUCGAAUAGGAGAAUAUGACACGAUGACAAAUCCAGACUGCCAAGUGCAUGUAUGUGCACCUCCAGUACAAGACAGAAAGAUUAAAAAAGUAAUAAUACAUCCGAAUUACGACAAGCCGCCCUUUACCAAUGAUCUGGCCAUAAUUUUGAUGGAUAAGCCCGUUGAAAUGAAUGAUUACGUUUUACCAAUUUGCUUGCCUCGUUAUCAUCAACUUUGUAAUGUUGACUUGGGUGAUUAUGUGACGGUAGCCGGCUGGGGAAAAACGAACAUGACCACUGAAGCAAAAGCUAGAAUAUUGCAAUAUGUUUCGAUGCCAAUAAUGAGACCUGAAACCUGCAAUUUUUUCGGAAAAGGGUUAAAAUUAGCUGCAUCGCAAAUCUGUGCCGGAGGUCAGCGAAACAAGGACGCUUGCGUCGGUGACUCAGGAGGGCCAUUAAUGAAAGUUUUCGACACGCUAGAUGGCCCGAAGAGCUUUUUGAUGGGUAUCGUAUCAUUUGGUCCAACCAUCUGUGGUAUUAAAAAACCUGGUGUAUAUACUUCUAUCCCCCAUUUUCUUAAAUGGAUAUUAAAUAACAUUAUAUCAUAAUUUAUAUGUGCUUGUGAAAUAAAAUUUCUAAGUUAUUUAUU
Messenger RNA from Nymphalis io (European peacock), 1072 nucleotides. Its product is annotated as serine protease easter-like. Gene Ontology annotation, molecular function: serine-type endopeptidase activity. Lineage: Eukaryota; Metazoa; Arthropoda; Insecta; Lepidoptera; Nymphalidae. Gene Ontology annotation, biological process: proteolysis. Bases 120 to 1031 code for a protein of 303 amino acids. The record is from RefSeq and is a predicted model, not a curated record. The transcript has 7 exons.